This is a messenger RNA of Aspergillus oryzae RIB40, 597 nucleotides long. It is a transcript of the gene ltpA, whose product is annotated as tyrosine protein phosphatase LTP1. Lineage: Eukaryota; Fungi; Ascomycota; Eurotiomycetes; Eurotiales; Aspergillaceae. Gene Ontology annotation, biological process: protein dephosphorylation. Bases 1 to 597 code for a protein of 198 amino acids. The transcript is spliced from 2 exons. The record is from RefSeq and is a predicted model, not a curated record. Gene Ontology annotation, cellular component: cytoplasm. Gene Ontology annotation, molecular function: acid phosphatase activity; non-membrane spanning protein tyrosine phosphatase activity.
AUGACAGCUACAAAAGCAGCACCAUCCGGACAUCAAGUCAAUGUCCUGUUCGUCUGCCUCGGGAACAUCUGCCGGUCUCCCAUGGCCGAAGGAGUCUUUCGGAACAUGGCUGCUUCCCAUCCUCUAAUUAACGAGAUCGAUUCCGCCGGCACUGGUGCUUACCAUACCCACGAACCCCCGGAUUCUCGCACCAUGUCUACUCUCCGCCAGCACGGUAUCAAGAACUACAACCACGCCGCCAGAAAGGUUACUAAGGAGGACUUCCUGACAUUCGACUAUCUCAUGGCUAUGGAUAAGUACAACUUGCGCGACCUCCUGGAUGUGCGCGAAUCUGUCAUCGCUUCCCUGAGCAAAUCUAAGAAGGGCACCCGCGCGGCGAGUGGAGAAGCGGGUGCUAAGGUUGCGGAGGUGCGGUUGUUUGGGGACUUUGGAGCCGGUGGAAAGUUGCAUGAACGUGUUGGGGGUGGUGAGGUGGUGCAGGACCCUUAUUAUGGGGGUGUUAAUGGGUUCGAGGAGGUUUAUCAGCAGGUGGUGAGGUUUUCGAAGGGCUUUUUAGAUUACCUGGAGAAGAACCAGGGUGGUGAGGAUGAUAACUGA